This is a messenger RNA of Penicillium lagena, 381 nucleotides long. RefSeq lists its product as uncharacterized. NCBI's taxonomy places the organism in Eukaryota, Fungi, Ascomycota, Eurotiomycetes, Eurotiales, Aspergillaceae. The transcript has a single exon. The record is from RefSeq and is a predicted model, not a curated record. Bases 1 to 381 code for a protein of 126 amino acids.
AUGAUGAUCACGUUCUUACUACUGUCCGGGGACAUAACGUAUUGCCCAGCGCAUCCAUCUAUCAACAGCACCGUGCCUCUGCUACCUGCUGCGCCUGGAGAAGAUCGUCGAAGCGAUCUACGUGAUCCAUCUGAUGGGUUUGCGUCUGCAGUCCAAAACCGCAUAUCCCUCCAUCCCAUCCCCCUUCGCUUCGGCAAGUGGGCAUGGCCAAACUGUAUGUACUGUACAUCAAUUGCCCAGGAUCAGAUCCUCCUCUCCCGGCCCCCUCCACCACCAUCAUACAUCCUCCUACUGCAAUGCACCAUGCACGAUGCCUGCAGGCCAUUAUCCUGGGAGGGUCCGCAGCCACGAUACGAAGCACGAUACGCCGCGCCAAGAUGA